Messenger RNA from Penicillium cataractarum, 2334 nucleotides. RefSeq lists its product as uncharacterized. The record is from RefSeq and is a predicted model, not a curated record. Lineage: Eukaryota; Fungi; Ascomycota; Eurotiomycetes; Eurotiales; Aspergillaceae. Bases 1 to 2334 code for a protein of 777 amino acids. The transcript has 5 exons.
AUGGCUUCCACGCGAGAGGAGCGGCUGAAAAUGCGCCAGCGCGGAGCUGGGACACACAAGACGAAGGCAAUUGAUUUCGGGUUUUCUUUUGGAGGCGCUGCAACUGGGCGAUCAGAUUCUGCUGCGCUAUCUCUUUUCCCUGAGCCGAUACAACCAUCGCAAACCGAGACUGCGCCGCUCGCGACAACAACACCACCAGGAUCGCAAACGGAUGGCAGGAUACGGCGCACACCAGGAAGCGCGCGAAACGCACAACCAGAGCGCCCUUCACCAUACGAUAUACCCGCUGACGAGGAGUCUGCGCAGCAGCGCAGCAACAAAAGGAGGAAGAUCAGCCAGCCAAGUCAGGAGUCUACUACCCUCUCGCGUCCUCCAAUAGCUGCAUCCGGGAAUUUGCUGUCAAAAGCAGCGCAGAAUGGCGAUAAAGAGGCACCCUCACGCAUGAGCGUGGAUGCUCUUUCAAUGGAAACCCUCAUACCGGCGACUCUACCAGAAACGAAUCCUCAGCCAGGCGUCUCGACCGACGACCAGAAACAGACAGAGGGUGACAAAGGCACGAAUGGAACGGGGAGUGGCCCGGCAAAUAUUUUGGAACCUGCACAGAAUGACGCUACAACCCCUGGCCGAUCUGGAUCGUCCAAGGUGCCACUGCGUGAGAAACGGCGAAAGAGUCGAUCACCACGGCACGACGAAGUUUCGGCGAAAGAGGAACAAGCACGGUUGGCCAAGAGACCACCAAGGAAGUCUAGUUCACCAGCUGCCCGAAGCGACAACCAGUCGAGUUCAGAUGCGACCGAAACUAGUCAAUCCUCGGCAGCCGAUGCGACCGCGAAUGCAGAACAACAAAAAUUAGAAACCACCCGCCCGAUCACUGCGGAUUUGGAGAGUGGUAACCAAACAGUCCAAAGGCCAUCAUCUCGAGAUAAGGCCCAAGCGAAGUCUAAGCCCAACCGGACUCGCAAUGCCAAGGGCAAGAGCUCACAGCCCGCGGACGAUGCGACUACACAAACGACAGGUCAAGACCUUGAGGCCGAGACGCGGAACGAGCUAGUGGAUGCUACUUCUCAAGCAUCUUCGAAGACUAAACGCACCCGUAGGAGACCUUCUCCUGCCCAGGCGACGACAGAGACAAACGCAGGAGAGGCGAAUCCUGAAGUUGAAGUGCCAAAUGUUCCGGAAACCAGCGAGACUGAGGCAGGACCCAAAACCAGACGACUCCGACAAAAACCAUCACCCAUUGGGAAGACGGCUAAAGCGACGGAAGUUCAAGAUCGUUCAGGGAGUCCGACUGGAUCUACGACGUCUGUAAGCAGGACAUCCAAUGCAGCCACACGCCACGGCCGCAAAGGACCCAAGAAAAGAGGCACGCGAUCACAAUCGGCAUCGGUUGAGCCUGAGCAUGAUGCUAGCCAAGAACCAGUGCCAACACCACCGGCAGAUGUACAUACCGAGACGGAAGCUGGUCCUCCAAAAUCUCGGCGUGGUCGGUCAAACAAGAGAAAGGGCAAGCAAGCUGCAGAACCCGAGGGAACACCUACAGAAGAGCAACCUGACACUGAGGCAGCACAAGAGCCACGGCGGAAGACAAGACAACCUCGAGGCGAAACCGUUCCCGUCACCGUUCAUCGUCUUGCUAAUGCUUCUGCUCUGGAUGCGAUGUAUGCUUCUGCCGAGGGCUCUGGCGGCGAAGACGAGGAGUCCCCCGAUGGGCUCGUAUCUCGCCUGAAUACCAAAUUGCCUACACGCGGUGGCGUCAACCCGGCGGAUGUACUGGGCCAGAUUUGUCGAGAGACGUUAGAGAAGACUCUUGACAAACUCAAGACCGGAAUCGAGAACGAGACUAAUGCUCAGAAACGUGCCGAGUGGUCCCGGAAGCGCAAGGCCGUGGAGGCAUUUGGAUUGGAAUUGGACAGUCGUCUCUUGGAUCUGAGCGAGAUCCUCGACAGCAACUUUGUGCUGGGGAUGCAGCUCCGAAAGGCGAAGCGUGAUAUGAUGGAUCUGCGGACUCAUCUGUACAAGGUACGGAAAGAGCGAGAGAGUAUAGCUAUACAAAUGGAUGCGGUGCGCGCCAAGCAUAUGGAGGAGGAGAGUGCAAAGACGGCGCGCAAUACCAUUAACAACUCGCUGCAUAGCCUCGAAAUGGCACUCGAUCGCAGCCAGCACCGUGGUGAACCUAGCACCGAGGUCUCUCCUGGAGACCUUGAAUUCAUGCUUCGCACUGUGGCUGAUGAUGUGAGCUGUCGGGCCCCUGGUUCACAGGGAGGACUGUUGAACCAGAUCCGGGCCUUUAAUCAGCAACUUGAAGCGACGGCGCGGCGCCUGGAGCGAUCGUGA